Molecule: messenger RNA, 4625 nt
Organism: Acanthochromis polyacanthus (spiny chromis)
Lineage: Eukaryota; Metazoa; Chordata; Actinopteri; Pomacentridae
Gene: tmem121ab
Product: transmembrane protein 121Ab
Exons: 2
Coding region: 1228-2172 (314 amino acids)
Source: RefSeq, a predicted model, not a curated record
AGAGAGAGAGAGGGCGGUUGUUCAGCUCAUCCGGAGGAAGAAGCAACUAGCCAAGAAGCCUCAGCAGUCACACUUACCAAAGCGGCUCCGUUUAGCCAGAGGGCUACUCUUUCAGCAUUUAGCGUUUAUAUGUGAAUUUACACUUUUAAACACGGUCGCUCUGUCUCUCGUGCUGUGUGUGUUGUGUUUGGCACGCGGCUGGGAGUGGGAUUUUCUUUACCGUAACUUAACGGCGGCGGCAGUUGUUAGACCGGUGUUUUCGGCGCCUCCUCGCAGCGGAUUUACAAAGCCUCUCCGGUGCCCGCAAUGAUAUUCGGCACCUUGGACAGAGACUGAGCGUUUCAGCACCCUGGACAGCGAUUCACCAUCCGGAGGCUGUGGAGAGGCUGGCACGUGGCAAGAGGAGGUGGAAAGGAUGGAUCCUCAGCCCGGUGUAAAAGCCUCCCCCCAGGGAAGCCGGCCUCAGACGCAAGGCCUCAUGGGCCGUUGACCUGCUGUUUCUGUGAUUUAUGGCGGCUGGAGGCCUCUGGCCACUGCAGACUACUCUCCUCCAUUUCCCCAAACACACUCUUCAGGACUGCAAGGAGCCACACACACUGCACCACCGUCUACAGGAGUAUCCAAAGAGGGAUUCCUCAUACAUGCUGAGCCGUAACACACCUGUGCAUAUAUCUAUUGUUUACUGGACUGUCUCAGACAAAAAUAAACACAUUUGUAAACAUUCCUACACUACAGCACAGUGCUGUGCCAUCCCAUCACAUGUCCUUUGGACUAACUCUGCUAUCAGAGUGUUCUUCCUUUGACUGUGUGUUGAUUACGAUCAGUAAUGGCGUGUCAACUGUAGAGUCGUCUGUGUAACUGCUGCUCAGGGGCAGAGCUGAAUCAAUGGAAGAGUACUGAGUAACGAAGUGAUGUUCCUGUUUUCACAUGGUCUGAGAGCAAUCAGUUGCCAGCAUCUCUUUGUUGAUCUCACACAAGACUCUGCAUCUACUUUGAAGUAAUAACAGACUAUUAGUGCAGUGACUUGUAGUAUUAAUUUGAUAUUAAACAUACUGUAGCUGGUCAGUUACUCCUGUGCACAUGAAGUCUGUCAUACCACCUUAAUAACCCUUUUUUCUUCACCUCUAAAGGUUUGGAGUGUACACAGUACAUUUUACUGUCUGGACUAUUUUAUUUUUACAUUUGAAAGCUGUGGCCUGAAAGUGAGAGCCAACAGGUGCCCUCGCCAUGGUGUUGCCACCUCCAGACAAACGCCACGUGUGCCUGACCACCAUUGUCAUCAUGACCAGCAUGGCCUUCAUGGACGCCUACCUGGUGGAGCAGAACCAGGGUCCCAGGAAGAUCGGUGUGUGUAUUAUUGUGCUAGUAGGAGAUGUUUGCUUCCUGAUAGUGCUACGGUACGUGGCAGUGUGGGUUGGUGCCGAGGUGCGCACCGCCCGACGCGGAUAUGCCAUGAUUCUUUGGUUUCUGUACAUCUUUGUCCUGGAGAUCAAACUCUACUUUGUCUUCCAGAAUUGCAAGGCCGACAGGAAAAGUCUGGAGACAGUGGCAAGGAAGGCUUUGACAUUACUAUUAUCUGUUUGUGUGCCUGGUUUAUACUUGGUUCUGGUGGCUCUGGAUAGUAUGGAAUAUGUGAGAACUUUCCGGAAGAAAGAGGACAUGAGGAGUCGUCUGUUCUGGGUGGCUUUGGAUUUAUUGGACUUGCUGGAUAUCCAGGCCAACCUGUGGGAGCCCCAGUGGACAGGCCUGCCUAUUUGGGCUGAGGGCCUGAUGUUCUUCUACUGCUACAUCCUGCUGCUGAUCUUGCCCUGUGUGUCACUCAGUGAAAUAAGCAUGCAGGGGGAGCACAUGUCACCUCAGAAGAUGAUGCUGUACCCAGUCCUAAGCCUGGUCACCAUAAACGUGGUCACCAUCCUAAUACGGGGUGUAAACAUGGUGUUGUUCCAGGACAGCCGCGUUUCCACCAUCUUUGUUGGCAAGAAUGUGGUGGCCAUUGCCACCAAGGCGUCCACCUUCCUGGAGUACCGCAGACAGGUAAAGGAGUUUCCCCACCCACAGAACGCAAUGGCACUGGAGUUACAGCAGAACUCUGUCAGCCACACGCAGCCGCUGCCCAAUGCCACCAGUUUGCCACAUGAACCUUCACCAGCGCAGGAUGUCAUCGACACAUGACCAUCACAGCUGGACUCAGCUUUGUUUGAAACUGACUGAAAGUUCUGGGGUUGGAGGAUAGAAAAUCAGCUGCAUGACAGGAUGAUAUUCUGCUCUUGUCAAGCUCACAUGAACUGCUAUAAACCCAUAAAAGAGAUUUUUAGCAUCACCUGCCUGUCAGAAUAUGCUGUAAACCUACACUUGACUCUGAGUGCAGCGUGCAGACUUUAAAGUCAGAACAAAGAUUUUUAUCGUGCUAUGGUGUUUUUAUUUGUUUCAGAUGUUUUAAAAGUCUAAACUUUAUUAAGAGACAAUCUCUACACUGCACAGCUUGGUAAUAUUAUGUUGUGUGAAAUGGACAGCGAGUUUCCCCUCCUAUAUUCUUUGAAGGUCACUUAUUUUGACAGUGCAUCAGUGGCAUUUCCUCUGAAUUCCAGCACCAAAGGACAUACCAGUCAGCAUGAAGUACUGAUGGAGAGAAGGAGCUGAGACUAAUAAGGGUCAAUCAUGAGGGGCUAUCUGUGCUGUGCUACAGCAAGUUUGGAGGCUUCUGUGCUGAGAUAGGACCUCUGUUGACGCUGCUGUCCUUGUCAGUGUAAUGCUUUAUGGCCAAAGGUCUGAUUAAAGCACUGGCACACACCACUAGACCAUGCACUUCUGGCAUCCACACUGUGUGUGUGCGUGUAUGUGUGUGCGUGUGUGUGUGUGUGCGUGUGUGUGUGUGUGCGCAAACACGCAAAUCUAUGGAGUUUGUAUGCCUGAAUAUGUGUGUGUUCGCCACAGGAGGUUUAGGUUGUUUCAGGUUGUUUUGUAAAAGAUACAAGUGGAUUAUGGCUGUUACUAACUGAAAAUGAGACAAAAUACAGUAUGUAGUGAUGUCAGAAGUAAAACAACAUGAUGUAGGAAAGAUACUUUUUGUUUCCUGUACUGUACAUUCCUCCUAAACUAGCUCAAGUCUUGAAGUCAGAUAAUGAAGAAGUCCAGAGAAUGCCUCAUUAUAGAUUUAAUGACUAAAAUGCAAAAAUACAGUAACAUAGAAUAAGAGAUAUUUGAAACAUUAUUAUUAUUAUACUUAUUAUUAUUAUUAUUAUUAUGUACAUUCAUUUAUCAUAUUUACAUAUUGGAGGCCAAUUACGUUUUAAUAAAAUUCUAAAUGAAAAAUAAUAAUGAGCAUGGUUUCUUUUUCCAUACAGUUGAUUAUGAUUAACUAAAAUCAUUUUUAGUUCAAUUCAGAAGUAUUUGAUGUCCUUGUUGUCCUUGACAGCUACCUGACAGCAACAAACUGCAAAGAUACAUCUGUUAUAUUUUGUAUGAAAGAGUACACACAGCACAUAACUAUUUAGACUGAACAGCUUUUUCCAGGAAUUUCUCUGGAACAUUUUUUUUCUCUAAGGCCAUGACAUUUGGGGGCUGCAAGCAAUGAAUUUAUCUUUAAAAUGUGACAAAAAUGUAUGAACCAUUCCUCAGUUUCUCCCUUUUCCUCCUCGUUCUCAUUAUCACCUCCUAACUUGCUUUCUUUUUCUUCUGUAAACAGUAAUCUUCUCUGACCCAGUAUAAUUUACCAAGCAGAAGUUUUUCAACCAAUAAAUUGCCUUCAUGUUGCCAUAGAGAAUUGUAUUUUUGGACCUGAGUGCUGUGGAGGGAUGAGAAGAGGCCGGCCCCACGAGAAAAGUCACUUUACCGUUGUCAGGUUAACUAAGGUUAACUGCUGACCUCAGCUCAAAGAGACACACUGUCAGACCCACUUCAUUACAGAUAACUGUCAGUUGCAGAGGCUCAAAGAGAAGAUAUAUGUAAAGAAAAAUAGAUACAUAGAUAUCUAGAAUGGUGAUUGGUUUCAAAUUGCUACAAGUUGUAUCAUAUUUUCUUGAUUACUUGCUAGGAUGUCUUUUGCAAAACAUACACAAUCGCAAAUAGAAGUUUCACAAUUGCAAGAAACUGAAAUUACACAGAGCAGUGCUGAAUUCAUUUCCCAUGCCCACUAUGCUGUUGUUUUAAGCUCAUCAAACAGCCGAGCAUUAAAGUGAGCGAGUCGGAUCAGUUUGGGGCUUAAAGUAUCUGCAAAAACUGCCAGUCUCUUCUCCUGGAAUCUCUCUACAGAAACAUAUUGAUUGUUCAAGAUGGUGGAGUAUUAAAUAUUUUUGAGGCAUGGAGCACAUCCAGUUCAUUCUGAUGAUCUGUUUUCACUUCAGCUCCUGUCUUACAGAAACUCUCCACCAUUAAAGAUAAUGAAUGAAAUAAGAAAUGUUGACAUUGUGUAUUAUUGCUGGUCUUUGCAGGGCAUUUUCUGAUGUUGAAUUCUUCACCUUAAUUUUUGCAAAUAUGAAAGAGCUCUACUGCUGUCUAUUGACUAUUGGAAAUUAUUAAUGUAACAGUUUAUGAUGUUUUGUGUUUUUUAUUCAUGUAUUUACCGUUAUGGGACAGUCAACAGCUGAGAGUGAACAGAGCCCAAUAAAAGGGAGAUCAGCAUUUUG